AUGCAAACUGAUUCGAUAUCACUCGAUACGCUCAAAAAUAAAUUGUUGUGUGCUGUCGAUGGUGAAUACAAUGUUCUUAAGCCUGAAACUGUAUUGGAUAUUAUUUGUCAAUUAGAAAAAAUGGAAAUUACAAAGGAUCAAUUACAAGCAACACGUCUUGGUCGUGAGAUAAAUACAAUUCGUCAAAAAUUAGAUGCACGAAAAAAAACUAUUUCAUCGACUGAAACAUAUCCAGAAUUAAUUAUUGAAAUAACUCAACGAGCAAAGAAACUUCUUCGAUCUUGGCAAGGUCUAUUGAAUGUUUCUCAAACUGAUGUAUCGUCGAAUACAUUAUCACCAACCAAUGGUGAUACAAAACCUCGCCUCAUACUCAGAGUUAAAUUAAAUUCUCCCGUAAAGAAACGUAAACAUGAAUCCGAUUCAGAUAUAGUCAAUGGUGGAACGAAUGCUAAACGGAAGAAAACUCAAGUUCUUCAAACACCAACGCCUAUUUCACCUGCUCUAUUAACUGAAACAAAUGGCAGCCUACCGCGUUUAAAAACUACACAACAAAUUUUAAUGGAAAUGCAAAAAAAUGAACCACACGUACUGUCAACAGAAACAUCAACUGUUCAUGCUAUUUUACAAAAGAGAAUCAUUGAUGAAAGUCUGAAUGAACCAGCUAAAAUCGAUUAUUCAGCUUUACACCAUGGAAGAGAUUUGAUUAAUAUGAAUACAAAUUCUAUUCAAUAUUCAAGAAAAAUUUCAUCUCCCAACAAUCCUAUUGUUAAAUCCGGUUCAUCAUCGAAACUUCAAUCGCUUAUUCAUCGAUCAUCGUCAACGUUAAUACCUGCGAAUAGUAAUUGGGAAAAUGGUAGUAGUGCAGGCUCACCUAUAUCACCAUUAUCAUCCUCAUCGUCGUCAUCUAUAAUUAGUACAAGCUCUUGGCCUGUUUCUACAAUCAUUCCUGAGCCAUCGUUAACUGUUUCUAUUGUUCCAAAAAAGAAACGGCAAAAAAAAGAUGAUGACAGUGAUAAUGAUCAACAACUAUGUGAACCAUCAAAUAUUGAACAGUCAACAACAUUUACAUCCGAUCUAGCAACUAUGUGUGCAUCAUACAAUAAAGUUGCUGAUCUUGUUGAAGAUCAUCGUCGACGUAUAAUAGCUAAAUAUGAAUCUCGAGAAUUAGAAGCAAGACCUGAUUUAUUAUUAGUACCAAUCGAUCAACUUGCCUUUGUUUAUGCGCGAGAACAGAGUAAUGAGUUAAAUUUACCCAUUGAAACCACACAUUCAUCUAUGACUAAAGUCGAAAAAUUUACUCUACCAUUUGAUCUUAUUGCUUUACCAUUUAUUGAUUGUCCACUUGAAUUUGAUCUGGUACUUGAUGAACUAGUCGUACAAAAUCCCAUCAUGGACAUGUAA
Rotaria socialis is the source of this 1401-nucleotide messenger RNA. Lineage: Eukaryota; Metazoa; Rotifera; Eurotatoria; Philodinida; Philodinidae. The record is from the annotation of a GenBank genome assembly.